UUCGGCCGAUAAUUUUUGGUCGGCGAUGACAAGGGAACGGGCGGGGGCGGCGGAGGCUGUUCGGUGGGCAUAUCGAUCGACCCACGACCGCCAUUCUGGAGACACCGAGUGUAUGCAUCCCGGGCCUCGAAGUCUCGGGGGGUAGCAAGAUAUUUAAAUGUUAGAUUUGGAAGAUGGCCUCAGAAUUCGUCGACGGUUGGACCGUCAUCCGAGUUCUUGGAGAGGGUGCCUAUGGAGAGGUGAAAUUAAUCACAAACAAUAAUGGCGAGGCGGUCGCAGUCAAAAUUGUGGACUUAGAGAAACACCCUGAUGCUAAGAGCAAUGUGAGGAAAGAGGUGGCCAUCCACAGGAUGACAAAGCACCCCAAUAUUAUUCAAUUCUAUGGACACAGGAAGGAAAAGAUGUGUGACUACAUCUUCCUUGAAUUUGCCCCAGGAGGGGAACUGUUUGACAGAAUCGACCCUGACCGUGGGAUGCCUGCAAGAAUAGCGCAAAAAUUUUUCACGGAAUUGAUUUCUGGAGUUGAGUACCUGCACAGCGUUGGCGUAGCCCACCGUGAUCUCAAACCUGAAAAUUUGUUAUUGGAUGGAAAUGACCGUUUAAAAAUUUGUGACUUCGGUCUGGCCACUAUUUACCGGCUGAAUGGUAAAGAGAGGUGUUUGGACAAGAAGUGUGGCACGCAAUCCUAUGUUGCGCCAGAAGUCCUUUUGAAGCCAUACAACGCACAGCCGGCUGACGUUUGGUCUUGCGGGAUUGUUCUCGUAGCCAUGCUCACUGGAGAGCUGCCUUGGGAUAUGCCUAACAUUGAGUGCCCAGAGUAUGUGGCCUGGAAGAAUGGGAAUAAUUCUCUCAGUCCUUGGACGAAGAUUGACAAUAUGGCGCUGAGCCUGUUAAGGAAAAUUUUGGCACCUUUGCCAUCAACCAGAAUCACAAUCGAGAAGAUCAAGGAGCACAGGUGGAUGCAGAAAACUCUUCCUGAGGUUGAUCCCUCAGCGCAAUCUCGCCUUCCCAAGCGGUUGUGCCUGGACUCUGAUGAUGACUUGAGGCUGUGUCUCUCGCAACCAGCUCCGGUAGGAACAAGCGCCACACAGACGGGCAAUCUACCCCCAGAAACAGGUGGAUACUGCUUUUCUCAACCGCCCGUCUUGGAUGACCUGCUGUUAAGCACUCAGCUACACAGCACUCAGUCAACUUGUAGUCAGACUUCCUAUCAAAAAUUGGUGAAGAGGAUGACAAGGUUUUUUGUGAAGACAAGCUUUGACGAAACAUUGACUGCCUUGAAAGAAUUGUUGGAGAACAAAGGAUACAGCUUUAAAGUGAACCUGAUGAGCGAGGUGACUGUUACUACUGUUGACAAAAGGAAGAUGCAUUUAGUUUUCAAAGCUUGUCCUUUUGAAAUGGAUGGAAAAAUCCUUCUUGACUUCAGAUUGUCCAGAGGCUGUGGGCUGGAAUUUAAACGAAUUUUUGUUCAGAUUAAAAAUAGUUUAUCCAGUAUUAUCAUGAAGGGACCUGUCACGUGGCCAAUCGCAAUAGCCACAAACUCUGUGCCAUAAACAAUUCUUCCACUUAAUAAGAUAAGAAAAAUGCUGUAUUUUGUGAACAUGAAUUUACAAAGUUUAUUAAAAGAAAUUUAAAUAUGA
Cloeon dipterum is the source of this 1640-nucleotide messenger RNA. RefSeq names its product serine/threonine-protein kinase grp (gene grp). Gene Ontology annotation, molecular function: protein serine/threonine kinase activity; ATP binding. The record is from RefSeq and is a predicted model, not a curated record. Lineage: Eukaryota; Metazoa; Arthropoda; Insecta; Ephemeroptera; Baetidae. The coding region runs from base 174 to 1553 and encodes 459 amino acids. The transcript is spliced from 9 exons. Gene Ontology annotation, biological process: protein phosphorylation; mitotic G2 DNA damage checkpoint signaling. Gene Ontology annotation, cellular component: cytoplasm; site of double-strand break; nucleus.